Molecule: messenger RNA, 1050 nt
Organism: Rhinocladiella mackenziei CBS 650.93
Lineage: Eukaryota; Fungi; Ascomycota; Eurotiomycetes; Chaetothyriales; Herpotrichiellaceae
Exons: 1
Coding region: 1-1050 (349 amino acids)
Molecular function (GO): oxidoreductase activity, acting on NAD(P)H
Source: RefSeq, a predicted model, not a curated record
AUGGCUCCUCAGACCCAAAAGGCCCUGCUCGUCACUGAAAUUGGCGCACCCUUGACUCUAACCACGACGCGCCCAGUUCCACAACCCGGUCCAUCCCAAGUUCUCGUCCGCGUCACCGUGGCCGGCCCGAAUCCUCAUGACCAAAAGGCACGAGACAUGGGCCUCUUUAUUGCCGGCAAACUGCCCGCCGUCCUGACCAACGACGUCGUCGGCGAGAUCAUCGCUCGAGGCGACGAAGUAACCAAAUUCUCCAUCGGCGACCACAUCGUCGGCCAAGCCAACGCCGCACCCGGCUGGACACAGAACGGAUUCCAAGAAUACGCCAUCCUCGACGCCGACUUCUGCGCGAAGAUUCCAGCCGGCUUCACCGACGACGACGGCGCCACGUUGCCAACCAACACAAUCGCCCCUCUCGUUGCGAUAUUCGACUCCCUCGACAUCCCUGCCCCCUGGACCUCCGCAGCUUCAGGCUUCAACUACAGCGGCACCACCCUCCUCGUCAUGGGCGGCGGCAGCAACUGCGGCCGAUUCGGCGUGCAAAUCGCCGCUCUGGCGGGGAUAGGCCGCAUCAUCGUCGUCGGCGGCAACGAAUCCGAAUUGAAGUCCCUCGGCGCCACGACCGUGCUCUCCCGCCACGGCUCGCCGGAGGAAGUCCUCAGCCGUAUCCGCGACGUCGUCGGCGACGAGCUCCUCUACGUCUAUGACGCGAUAAAUCCGCUGCCGACCCAAACCAUUGGGAUCAAUGCGUUGUCGUCUACGAAACGGGGCAAAUUCGCCCGUCUCCUCCCUAUGGGACCUGUUGAUGAGAGUCAAAUCAAGCCGAAAACGGCCGGGUAUGACUUGAUCGAUGUCAUGGGCAUGUCGCAUUGGAAACCCGAGCUGGCAAAGGAGUUUUGGGAUCGUGUGCCCGGGUUCUUGACGGACGGGAAGAUUAUGCCGGGCGCCUAUACGGUGGUCAAGGGGUUGGAUGUGGAUAAGGCGAAUCAGGUCCUGGACCACUAUAGGGAUGGGAAGAAGGUGGUGAAGACGCAUUUUCAUGUUGCGGAGUGA